CAAUUGUUUAUUAACUAUCGGCAGGAUGGAUUCUAAAGAGAAACGUUUGUUAUUAAAAUCUAGAAUAGUGGCGUUAAACGAACGCGGCUGGAGCAAUAGGCACAUAGCACGUGAGCUAAAUUGCUCAUUAACGACAGUAAAGACAUAUGUGGCACGCUUCCGUGACAUGGGGGAAGAAGGCCUCAUUGACUGGCGUAAAUACAACUUCGGAAAGCGGAAAACAUCUCCAGAAGAAGAUAAUGCCAUCGUCGGAUUAAUGAAAAAGGUACCAUCAGCAUCUGCGUCAAGCGUUCCCGCAAUCUUAGAUUUACGAGUAAAUGCAGAAACAGUGCGUAAUCGAUUGCGAGAAGCUGGUUUCCACCGUCGUCGGCUAUGGCGGAAGCGGAAGACGUGGAAUGUUAAUUCAAAGGAAGAACAUAAAAUUUUGAAUAAUGAUUUGGUAGAACAUGAGAAAACUAUGAAAACAGGAAAUUCACCUGCAGGUAAAGCAAUCGAGAAUAUUGUUUAAGAUUCUGGAGAUAUUCAGGAUCAAGACCAUUCAGAGAGAGUAGUAGAAGUAGAAGAGUUGCCAGAGAAAAACUGAGGAAGAAAACUUUGUUCUGUUGUAUAAAUUGUGGUAUAAAUAUAAUUAUUACUCAUUUACUCAUCCAUCAAACAAUAUAAAUCUAAGAAAUAAGUUACAUAAUAACAAUAAAUGCUUUAUUUACUAUUUGACGAAUCACAGUACAUGUAAUAUAUAUAUGUAUAAUAAAUGUAUAUAUGGAUUUGUUA
Messenger RNA from Ceratina calcarata, 771 nucleotides. RefSeq lists its product as uncharacterized. The transcript has 2 exons. The coding region runs from base 26 to 508 and encodes 160 amino acids. The record is from RefSeq and is a predicted model, not a curated record. Lineage: Eukaryota; Metazoa; Arthropoda; Insecta; Hymenoptera; Apidae.